Cucurbitaria berberidis CBS 394.84 is the source of this 1002-nucleotide messenger RNA. RefSeq names its product PEBP-like protein. Lineage: Eukaryota; Fungi; Ascomycota; Dothideomycetes; Pleosporales; Cucurbitariaceae. Gene Ontology annotation, biological process: regulation of proteolysis; regulation of Ras protein signal transduction. The transcript is spliced from 2 exons. Gene Ontology annotation, molecular function: peptidase inhibitor activity; phospholipid binding. The record is from RefSeq and is a predicted model, not a curated record. Bases 1 to 765 code for a protein of 254 amino acids.
AUGUCUCUCUUGACCUCAUUACUAUUUGCAGCGAUAAUCGGCUUUGCGCAGGCGCAAACCCCCACAGGCUUCACACCCCAAGUGAAUACUAAGCUUGAGGUCGCCUUCAACACAACGAUGGUUGCAACGCCUGGUCAACAAUUGACAAAAGCUGGCACCGCAAGUCAGCCCCAAAUCGCAUUACCAAGUGGCAUGAUCAGCAAUGACGAGACCUUCAUGUUUGUCAUGCUUGACUUGGACGUGCCCCCAGCACAAGGCAGCACGAACCGCCGCGUACUCCUUCACGCCUUAAACACUGGCUUCAAGGCAACGCAGCAAAAGCUCAACGGAGGUGCAGUGCUGCUUGCAUCAACUGAAAAAGGACCUGCAGCAUACCUCCCGCCCGGUCCUCCUGCAACAGACACGAUGCCACAUCGUUACGUGGAGCUCCUGUUCAAACAGCCGGCAAACCUAAAUGUGAAGGCAUCGGACUUUGCAGGCCAGCAAGCGAGAUUCAACUUCGACAUCACGACGUUUUUGAAAGAUAAGGCUGUGAGCGCUCCAGUUGCAGCCAACUUCUUCAGAGUUGAUGGUCGUGCUAAUGCAACUGCGACUGCAUCUGGCACUGCGAUUCGCAGUGCGGUUCGUUCUGGGACUGGUACUGCGACUGGCACUGGAGGAAACGCACGGAAUACGUUAGCGCCUUUCUUGGGUGGAGCUGGACAGGUAGAUUUCUCACAUGGUCUCGCAGGAUUGGUUGGCGGACUAGCAUUUUUUGCUAUGUAGAUAAAUCAUUCUCGCUUAUGAAGGGAAGAAAACGGAGUCAGGGGCACAGAAAACGGCUUGAUGAAAGAUAUUGUCUUCAAAAAUAUGUCCCUAGAUGACCAGUACGUGAUAAAACGAUGCCACAUAAGGCUUCAGAGAGAAUUGUAUAUGCUAUAAACGCUUCAGGGUAACUCUAGGACAUCCUUCAACACAGCCAAAGCCCCAAAAAGCUCAUUGUCGUGAUAUUUCCUCGCGUUG